This is a messenger RNA of Protopterus annectens (West African lungfish), 951 nucleotides long. Its product is annotated as olfactory receptor 56A5-like. Gene Ontology annotation, molecular function: olfactory receptor activity; G protein-coupled receptor activity. Lineage: Eukaryota; Metazoa; Chordata; Ceratodontiformes; Protopteridae. Bases 1 to 951 code for a protein of 316 amino acids. The transcript has a single exon. The record is from RefSeq and is a predicted model, not a curated record. Gene Ontology annotation, biological process: G protein-coupled receptor signaling pathway. Gene Ontology annotation, cellular component: membrane.
AUGACAACCACUAACAACAGUAUAAGCCAAGACGUAGACUUUCUCCUGCUUGCCUUUCCUGCAUUUCAAGAUCUGCAGUACAUGAUAUCUGUUCCUUUCUCCAUCAUGUUAUUAGUGGCAUUGUUUGGCAACAUAACAGUAUUUUUAAUAAUUUUUACAGAAAAUAGUCUCCAUGAACCCAUGUAUUACUUUAUGUCCAUCUUAACAGUCAUUGAUCUUCUUAUAAGUGUUACUGUUUUGCCUGAAAUGUUAGUAAUGCUCUGGUUUGGUCAACAAGCUAUAAAGUUGGAUGUUUGUUUUACUCAAAUGACUUUUAUUGUAUUAUUUCUAGGUAUGGAGUCAGGAAUAUUAUUAUUAAUGGCUUUUGAUCGUUAUACUGCAGUGUGCAAUCCUCUGAGAUAUUCAGGAAUUAUUACAAAUACUUUUGUAUUAAAAGGAAGCUUAUUUACUGCAGUUAGAAGUUUUUGUACAGCGCUGCCUCUGCCUUUACUUGCUAGGAUGCUGCCAUUUUGCAGAAUAAGUACUCUAUAUCAUGUAUUUUGCGAAUACCCUGCUAUUAUAAACUUUGCAUGUGCCCGUACAUCCUUAAGUAUCUCUUAUCUUUAUAUUUUACUUACAGUAGCAGCUGCACCUGAUGCAGCUUUGAUUGGGCUGUCAUACUUCAUGAUUGUGAAAACUGUACUGACUCUGAAAUCAAAACAAUCUUGGGAAAAGGCAGUUAGUACAUGCAGCUCUCAUUUUUUUCUUAUUCUGUCAUUCUAUCUGUCCACAUCACUCACGUUAAUAGUAUCUAUUUUUGAAAACAAUAUUCCAGCUUACAUUCGUAUCAUAUUCUCAGUUCUGUAUAUUACUAUACCACCAACAUUAAAUCCUUUGAUAUAUGGUAUAAAAACAAAAGAAAUUAGGCUGGUCAUAAUAAAACAGUUAAGAAAAUGUAGAAUAAUUUCAUAA